Miscanthus lutarioriparius is the source of this 630-nucleotide messenger RNA. Lineage: Eukaryota; Viridiplantae; Streptophyta; Magnoliopsida; Poales; Poaceae. The record is from the annotation of a GenBank genome assembly.
AUGUCCCUUUCUGAUGGAACACUUGAUGAAGAAAUGAGACCUGAUAUACUGUUGACAGAUAUUGUGGAGCUUUUAUAUGGGACUCAUAAGGUUAUUCUUUUUAAAUGUGAAUGGUGGGAUGUACAUACAACAAGGGGAGUUAAAGAAGAUAAGUAUGGGUUCAUAAUGAUAAAUACUACUCGCAGGCUGUCAACAGAUGAGCCAUACGUUUUGGCUUCGCAAGCAGAGCAAGUAUAUUAUGUGAAUGAUACUCAAGAUCCAAAAUGGUAUGUCGCGGUAAAGACUAAACCUCGUGAUUAUUUUGACACUCCUCCCACUGAUAAAGAAGAUGCCACUACUAAAUCAAGUAAAUCCAGUCCUGAAGCUUGCCAAGAAAAUGAAGUAAUAACUGUGCCGAAUCCAAAUACAAUAGAAGAUGAUGACACAAGUAUAUUGGACACACCUCAAGUUGAAGCGGAAGCUGAAGGUAUGCCUGUGGCUGUGGAAGGUAAUCCGAUACUCCAUUACGAGGGUCACGUUCAGGAUGAAGAUGAGCAACAAGAAUCUGAAAGUGAUGACAGCGAAGGUGGUGAGUACAUGGAUUCAGAUGACGAAGACAGUGAAUCGGAAGAAGAAAUAGAUAACGACUAG